Molecule: messenger RNA, 8749 nt
Organism: Myiozetetes cayanensis
Lineage: Eukaryota; Metazoa; Chordata; Aves; Passeriformes; Tyrannidae
Gene: RTN4IP1
Product: reticulon 4 interacting protein 1
Exons: 9
Coding region: 57-1130 (357 amino acids)
Cellular component (GO): mitochondrion
Molecular function (GO): zinc ion binding; oxidoreductase activity
Source: RefSeq, a predicted model, not a curated record
CCAGUCCCGGUCCCCCUGCCCGUCCCAGUCCCGGUCCCAUCCCGGCUGCCCCGGUCAUGCUGUCGCGGGGGCCGGCAGGCUGGCGGGCGCUGCGCUGGGCGGGCGGGCGGCCGCGGGCCCGUGGGCUCCGCGCCUCUCCGCGGUCUCGGAGCGCCAUGCCCAGCUGGGUCAUAGACCGGUACGGCAGCAACGAGGUGCUGCGCUUCACCAGGGAGAUGGUGUUCCCCAUCAUACACUUCCCGAACGAGGUCAUCAUUAGGGUUCACGCUGCCAGCCUGAACCCCAUCGACCUUAGCAUGAGAAGUGGUUAUGGUGCAACUGCCUUAAAUAUGAAGCGGGAUCCCCUGAAACUGAAAACCGAUGAGACUGAAUUUCCGCUAACACUCGGUCGAGAUGUCUCUGGUGUUGUUAUGGAAUGUGGACUGAGUGUGUCUUAUUUCAAACCUGGAGAUGAGGUGUGGGCAGCAAUUCCUCCAUGGAAACAAGGCACUCUGUCAGAGUUUGUGGUAGCUAGUGGAAACGAGGUGUCUUUUAAGCCAAAGUGUCUCAGUCACAUAGAAGCUGCUGCCUUACCAUAUGUUGGUCUCACUGCAUGGUCUGCACUUAACCAAGUAGGAGGACUGAACAAAAGUAAUUGUAGUGGCAAAAGAGUAUUAAUAUUAGGAGCUUCAGGAGGAGUUGGUACAUUUGCUGUACAGCUAGUGAAGGCCUGGGGUGCUCACGUGACAGCUGUUUGUUCUCAUGAUGCCAGCACCCUGGUGAAAAAGCUUGGAGCAGAUGAUGUGAUUGAUUACAAAUCUGGAAAUCUGGAAGAGCAGCUUAAAACAUUACCCUUGUUUGAUUUUAUCCUAGAUAAUGUUGGUGGAUCCACUGAGAAGUGGGCAUUAGAUCUCUUGAAGAAGUGGUCAGGAGCAACAUAUGUUACCUUAGUGACACCUUUCCUGAUCAAUAUGGACAAACUUGGAGUGGCUGAUGGCAUGUUACAAACAGGAGUCACUGUUGGUUCCAAAACUCUAAAGCAUCUUCUUAAAGGAGUCCAUUAUCGGUGGGCAUUUUUCAUGCCAAGUGGCCCAAGUUUGGAUGAAAUAGCAGAACUAGUUGAUUCUGGAAAGACACAAGAGUUCUCUUAAAUGGACAGACCAUCCAUUCAGAAGAGUAGGUGUUUGGAAAAAAAGGCAGGAGAGAAUUACUGGAGGAAUUGUACCACAAUUUCCUAUAAGUAAGUGAAAAUAAAUGUUUAUGUUUGAAUAGAGAGAAUAAAUGAAAAUUAGAAAGACGCAAAGCAAUGAAGUGUAUCGAGAAGGUUUGGGGCAGCCAGCAAGUUGAGUUCUGUAGUUGAACCUGUUAGUUUUAAGUGAACAGUUUUGCAUAACGCAGAUUUUAGUUAUUUUGACAUUUUAGUCUUUUCUGUUACAGACACCUUAAUUUUGAGAUUGUAUGAAAUGUGAAUAAGAGAGCAAUUGGAGAGCUCCUGAAAAGGAGAGGCUUUUUUUCAGGAAUAAAUGAUGAGGGGGGAUUUAAAUGAAGAAAAUUUAAAUAUGAUGAAAUCAGGGCUGAUGGUUUAAAGAGAUAUUACAGUAAGUGAAGCAUUGAAGAGCAUGCCUCUGAAAUAGUUACAGAUCAUACUGAUUUGACAGUGUUUUUUCUUAUAGUCCAUCUGCACCAACACAGAUUUUUAGUUCUGGUAAGUUUAUCCUUUGUGAAAGCAAAAGAAUUCUCAAUCCUUCAGUGGAUGAAGAAUAAUUUUGUUUAAAGUGACUUUGUUUUCACAUGGAUGAUCUUUGCAACAAGGAAUAGAGAUUUGCAAAAUGUCAGCUCUGAGUUCUUUUAACCUUUUUUAAUGGGGAGGAGAAGGAGAGGAUUUGAUGAGUUGGUAGCGCAAAGUAGGAGAAUAAUUUUCCUUGUGUAAUUUACCUGCACAUCAGCUCAGUUUCGGAAAUCAUAAAAUCAUUUUCAGUUUAUGAGCUGUUUUCUCUGCCUUGCAGCUGGACAUCUCGCAGAGACUGAGGGGCUGGGAGACUCCUGCAACAGUAGUGGGCAUGGAGAAAACCAAGUAUUAUUUCCUUGACAAAUUUAGAGAUACUGGCUGCUUCAUAAAUUGCUGGGAAAUCCCUGUUAUGGUUUGAAACUGCAGCAAUUAUGACCCAGUAAGGACUGGCUUAAUGUGGGCUCCACCAGCGCAUGUCAGAAGCUACUGUAUCUCUUUCCAUGGCAGAUGUUCCUCAUGAAUUACAAGGUUCUAAAGACAACUGAAAUCAACAGAGGCUUUAAUUCAGGACACAGGUCUGCUGGUACACUGUUUGCUGAAGCAUUGUCACAGAAAAGCUUCUUAGGAAUUAAUUUGAUGUAUUUGUGGCCAGUGUUGUGGAUUUAACAUUGACAGUCUUGGUUUUUGCUGCUUGCCUAACAGUUUCUUUCUAAGGACAUGUCCUUGGUGAAAACAGACCAAAUUUGUGUAACUACUCAAGUUGGAGAAAGCCUCUAACUUACAACUGAGCACUUACUUUGCCUUUUAUAAAAGCCUGAUGGAAGAAGGUAAUCUCAGAAGACUCCUCAGUAAGGGGGAGUACUAAGUAUGUUGUAUGUUCCUACCAGGACCAUGAUAGGAUGUGGGUUAACAUGCAGACCUACAGAAAUGUGAUGUUUUCAUUUUAAUUCAUUGCUAUUUAAAUGCAGUACAAGUGUGUGUGCAGUGUUUCUGGUGACUUAAUACUCCUUCCUUCAGGGCGUAGUUGCAUCAGAUGGGCUGGUGGAUGAAACUUGUUUUUGCAGAAGGCAGGCUAAAGGGCAAAUAGUCUCCAAUCAUGAAAUUAAUAGACCAUUCUCUGUGAUGUUUGCUUUCUACAUAAAUGUUCCAGCACAGGCACCAAUAGGAAAAACAACUGCAUGCCUAUAUUAAUUUAAUUUGUGAGUAGUGUUGAUUAUACAUUCUGCUGAAGACACUAGAUGCUUUGGACUUAGCACCUGUUGUUGUGGUUUGGAGGACAGAUACUGACUGUUCUUUGGCCUUGCUGCUGUCUGCUUGUGCAGUGCUGAACAAAUCACAUAACCUUUUGCUACUAUUAUUUCUUGAUCUACUAAUGAGAGCUAGUGCCCUUUAUCCACCUGUCAUGAUUUGCUCUGAGAUACCCUGUUAAAAUCUAGAGUUCAGGUGUUUUCUAUUGCUGGUCCUUGCUAUUCAGGAAGUAAAUAACACAAAUGGAUACGGUCAUCCACUUUGACAUUACGUGGGUUUUGAAGUUGUUUGGAUGGCUAUGAUUUUAGAUGGCUUACAUUCCUCCUGCUACCGUACAUUAGCACAGCUUCUGGACUCUGUAUCCUAACCUGUGUGUAUUAAUUUGCUUCCAAUUCAUCUUGUUACAGUUCUGCAAGUAACUUUUUCCCUGGCCCUUGUUGCACAAUUGUUGCAAUGUCUCCCAUCUGUAUGAAUAUUAAACAGUGAAUUUAACAUUGAGUCCUUGAAUGUUCUCCAAAACUGGCAUCUAUAGAUGUGGCCUUCUCUGCAGUAAUUCCAGUCUUUAUGGCUGUGCUACGAAAUCUUAAGGUACCUGAGGUGACUCGCUCUUGGGUGGUGCCUGCUUUACUAUCUCUUAGAAAAGGCACUAGGAUGCCUAAAUAUGGGGAUUCUGCAUUUAAAUGUCUACAUUAGCUAGAGAUCAGUCCUUCUUCCCCACUCUCUUUAGUCACUCACACUUGUUUUGAGGACUAUAUUUCUCCAGCCUAAAUUGCAAAGCUUGCACCUUUUUUUUUUAAUUUUGUUUUCUGGUUGCAGUGCAUUUGCUUGCCAGGUUGGUUGGCUAAGGCCAGAGAUGUUGAUCAAGGAGAGGUUGCCAAAAGCUCUGUUCAGCCCCAGCCCUUUCUCUUCCAAAAAGAACCUCUAUCUGCAUUUUGUCACCGCCACCAAAGAAAAGCCACUGUGAUUUUUAUUAAAACAAUCUGCUCCUGUUCCUCCAGGACAUGGUAGCUUAUGUUCUGUAUGCUGUUUGGUUACAUCAUAAAGUGUCUGUGAAGAGCACCAGUGGAAAUUUUGCAUACUCUGGGGGGAUAGGGCUUGAAUAUGUGAAUUGACAUAGACCACAGUGAGGUCUUGAAAAAUUUCAUCAUCUAUCAGGAAUUUAAUUAAAUGUUCCCUCAACCUGAUGUAAUUGUAUAUUCUGUAGAAAGUCAGUCCUGGUGUUCGGAGGUCUAGUCCCCUAGUGUAGGAGGGCAUUGUGUCUAGCACAGCGGUGAAGUGUGGGGUCAACAAGACAGCUCUUGUCUAUUUUGAGUUUAAUUUGCUGAGAUCCGGGGAGAUGGAGAUCAUGCAGGACUAUUGUUAUCAUCUAUAUAUAUGAUAUGCUUUCAUAUGUAACUAUGUAUUUUUAUUUAUAUUUAUAUGUAACUGUACUAAAGUUUGUUCUAGUUAUACGGUGACAUUGCCCCAGAUUGCUUUAAUUACCAGCAUAAAUAUCAGGACAACUUCCAUGAAUGUGACUGACAAGGGAUUCCAGAAGAGAGACCUGGUCUUUCCUUAACAGUUUUUCAGCAUGGUCUAGUAGGUAACUAAACCCCCCAGGAUCUUCCUCAUUUCUACUGAUUUAAGCUUGGGCUAGGCUGGCACACACUGCAAUUCUGAACUUGUUCCAGUUUCUUACUACUCUGCAUUGUGUUCUGUAGAAGCUGUUCUGCCAGGGCUAAUUAACGAGAUAGAGAUUUUUGAAGCCUUUUCCACACUCUGAACUGUACCCUGAUAGCCUGCUUAACUGGGAUUAAUCUUCUAGCAUUUUAAUAAUUUUAGAUGACGCUCAUGAAUUCCUGUGGGCUGCUGUUAGAGAUUGGAUAUGAAAGAAGGUACCUUGGCUUAAUAACCAAACAAAUAAAAGCUGGUAAUACAGUUGUUGGUAAGAUAGCUCUGGGAGUAGACUCCGGGACACUUGCCUUCCAUUUCCAUGUCUUAACCACUGCAGCACUGUUUUUCUUACGGAUGUAUCAUUGGAUCAUUUUUACUUCUGUUAGGCAGUUCAGACAGAAAUAUCACAUACCUGAUGUCCUUUAAUGUGCUCUUGGAUGAAAGUGCAUAUUGUCUGAAAUACAAGUUAAUAAAAAACAUAGCAAGGAAAAAGUUCUUUAUGAAACAUUUAAAGACGGGGCUCUGAGCAACCUGGUCUAGUGGAAGGUAUCCCUGCCUACGGGAGCGUGGGGUUGGACUGAAUGGCCUUUAAAGGUCCUUUUCAACCCAAACCAUUCUAUGAUUCUGUGCUAGUACUGUGCAGUUGCAAAGCUACCCAUACAUGUGACCAGAGCCAGCUGUUCCAGAUGGGAAGAACUUUAAUCUUUGUCUUCAGUGAGGGCUGAUCCUAGAACCUGCUGCCAGCAAGCAAUAUGAAACUCAGCAUACGUUGUUGCAUGACAUUUUAAGGGGAAGGAUGAAGAAAGGGGUGGGAUUAAAACCCAGUGAUCAUGUAACUGAAAUACAGAAGAGAAGAUGCUCAGCUAAAGGGAAGAAACUACAGCAGUGUUCCAAAGCAGCAUUUUUUCUUCAAUGGGAUGAGUAACAAAUGAACUAAUUGAUUAGUUCCAGGGAAAGGACUUUUCUUUCUAAUGACUUCUGUUCAAGCUUCUUGUUAACGUUGAUGAGAGACUCCCUGAAGGCCCAAGGAGACUAUCAAGCUCUGCGUUUUUGCUCAUACACCACAUUUGGCACAGUGGUAAUUUCUGGAGGAAGGCAGCCUUUAUCUUUUAACUCAGAACAGCAAGCAGCUCUUUUCCAUUACAGCAAGCCUGAUGUCUGGCGGAGCACAUGACAGCUUUUGUUCCGUGCACGUGCAAGUACCUUUCCCAAAGAGUAUCUUUCCUAAAGAGCAGUGUGCCGCCGGAGGCAGCAGCUGGGAGGGAGGCACUUCCCAAGCAAGGCUGCCUGGGAGCUCUGACACGGCCAUCCUUUGCAGACCUGGGGGAGAGCCAGUGCACUGUCACUGUCCUUUGAGUGAGGGCACUUUCUUUUGUGCUUUGAACUAGGCUUGCUCUCAGUUCGUUUCUCUCCUGAGAUUUUCGAGGCUCUUGCUCUCCCUCCAGCGGCAGGAAGCAGCUCCACACUCACCGGAGCGACUUGCCGCUGCUAUGAGGGUCAAAGCCAUCUUCAUUCCUGUCAUGUUUUCUCACUUGUCCCCUACUGAUAAAUUCAGACUGUGUCCUUGCUACCACAGAAACUGGGACCUCCAAGGGUGAGCCUGAAUUUGCCAUUAGUGGAGAGUGUAUUCCUGCUGACCAGUCAACUCCUGCCAGUGCCUGUUCACUGCCUGCUGCUUUCAGGGCUGGAAUGGCUGGGAUAUCACCUCUGUGCUGUAUUUAGGAUAGCCUUAAUCAGCAUCAGCAAUUACUCUUUUUAUUUUUCCAAACACAUGAGUUCAUUUCAAGAGACCUGAGAUUCAUUUCUAUAGUGUGUCCUGUGUUGGAGAGAAUGAAGAGGAAGAAAAUACCUUUCAAAAAUGUUUUCAGAUAAACAUUUCAAUGCGGGUAUGUGCAAUCCUUUCUCUCCCAGACUUUAGUUUAAUCCCUUUUCCCUGAACAAAUAGGUGUCCUCUGGCAAGGAACUGAUGCGUGGCUGUAAAUAGGCAGUGUUUUUAUUAUCCAGUUAAUCUCCGUUUAUUAUCACACAUUCAACAAACAGCAGACUCCCCUACUUGUUUGUCUGUUCACAGGAAGAAAUUUUAUCUUAGUCAGUGGAUUAUGGUAAAGGCUGAGUGAAUCACUGUGCAGCAACACGGUCAGCCCUUUCAGGGUUAUUCAAACAAUGGGACUGACCAGCCAGCCAGAUAAAAUGUUUAAUGCUCUAGAUUGUCAGGAUCAUCAAUUUAGUAUUCAUGUCUCUCUAUAGCACUACCUAAAGCCAGCAUUUAAAUGGAGCUAGAGGUUACAUCAAUGUAGCAGCUGGGCUUUGAGCAUGUGGUGACUGCAAUACACAGUGUUUUGAACUGUGAGGCUGAAUUCAGGGUUCCUCUGAAUCACUGUGUCAACACUUUUCAAAUGCAAUAAACCUUACCCAACAGGCUGAGGAUGCAACAUACCUCUUUCUGUCAGGGUUAUAAGCUGCAACCUACAGUAAGUCAGUGACUGCAGGUAACACAACAAUGAAGUACCUUGUUCAGAAUGUUUUCUCAGUUGCUGCAGGUGUCUGAAAUUAACUUCUGCCUUUCCCUGGAAUCCAUUGCACUUCACAUCCCUUGUGCUGCUGCAUUGCUUUCAUCUCCAAAUACCCUUCCCCUCCUCCCUGCCUCUGGUCUUGUUGGGGUCAUCUGUGUCCAUGCUCCAGCAGGCUGAGUUUCUGUAUCUUUUUUUUUUUUUCUCAUUAAUGAAGCACAGGCUUUGUAUGCAACUGCCAUUAACAAUAAGUGCUGUACAAGGGCUGCACUUGUGCUUGGCUCAACAAGGUUCCUGAAUUGUUUUUCCCAAGAUUCUACUAUGAAAGUCAGGACUGGUCUUCCUCAAAAUAGUCACUACUGACCAGUAGCACGUUCCUCCUGCUGAGAGUCACAGCAGCUGCAGCUGCACCCAGAUGCUUGAUUUACCCAAAGCCAUUGUCUAAUCCAGUGUUUUUGCUGCCCCGGGUCAACGUCCCUGACUUUGCUGAUGUCUCAGACAACACUUCCAUUCUGUGCUGGAUGCUCAGCAGACAUGAGUUUGUCUUGGAACACAAUUGUUUAAACCCCACAUUUCUUCCUCAGCUGAGGUAUCUCUGUGGCUCCUCUACCGUGUGUUACUACUCAUUUUGCUAGGGGUUGGUUUACAGGGACUGUCCUGGCAUAACAAGGGGAAGAAAUAGCCUGGUGCAUGGCAAAUUUGAGGCACUGGGUGAAUAUAUUCAUUUGAACGUUUGCUCUCAUAGUGAUUUGGCUGCUAAUUCUGAUGUAUUUGGGGGGGGAAGGGGAGGGGAGGUGUGACGCAUUCCUGCUUUUCUGCCAUGUAAAGUUUCAAGCUACAGCGAUUACAGAUUACGAGAUACUGCGGUGUUAUAUUUACUUACAUUACUGAUGUCUUGGACUACUGUUCUCUUAUAAGCAAAAUCAGUAAUAAUUUUAGUGCAAGGAAUGAAUGUCAAGGUAAGGCACAGUCUGAAUAAAGAAAAAAUUAAGAGUUGAGAAAAUUAAGAGUUGAGAAGAGAGCCUCCAUGAGCAUGGACAACUACCAGACUGCAUUUGUUGUGCUGCUGGGCGGUCAGUGCCGCUGCUUGGAAAAUGUGUGUAUAUGAAAACCUUUCCUUGGUGGUGCUGCAGGCUGACCUCCUAAGCAUCACAUCUGAACGUAUAGCCCUUGUCUUGUGGUAAAAGCAAGCAAACCUUUUAAAAGACAGCACUGUUCCAAUGCUGGCAAAUUGUUUGGGUCCUUAUUGCUCUUGUAUUCCUUUUCUAUCUAGCGAGAUGUGUGUCCUGCCAGAACAGGGAAGUUAUCAGUUCUGGAGUAUUCAACAAGAUAGUGUGCAUGUUUGUAGCUCUGAGGAAAAUGCCUGAAGGUAUUUUUUCUCUGACACAAGUAUCAAGGAUCUAUUUCUGGCACUGUAAAUAGUGUGUUUGGAUCUUUGGUACUUCAAAUCUUCAUCGCUGCAAGAGCUAGCAGGUUUUCCUCUAAUAAGAGGAUUAGGAUCAGUUCAAUCAAUUGGGCUGGUGUAGGGGAUCCAAGGUAAACAAACAAUCUCAGGGUUGGUAGGAUCUUCGGUAGGAGGUGUGGGAGGUAUUUUUGUACACAGAUUUCAUUUUGUCCUUUGGAAGGCUGA